Messenger RNA from Fraxinus pennsylvanica, 1914 nucleotides. NCBI's taxonomy places the organism in Eukaryota, Viridiplantae, Streptophyta, Magnoliopsida, Lamiales, Oleaceae. The record is from the annotation of a GenBank genome assembly.
AUGCUGGCGUCUCAGCUUCAACUCCACCAUCUCUCCGCCGUCCUCCUCCACCAAACCAACCGGAAAGCUGCUCCAACCACCAACACCUCCAAAUUCCCCCACCUCUUCCCAAUUUCCUAUUCCCUCCACCAACACCAACCCCAAGCACUUCAAAAUCAAGAUACCGCCACCAAUUUGCAUAAUGAAGAUAACAUUCUGCGAACUCAUAACGCCCAGUCCACCGCCCUCCUCCUCCACCACCUAUCUCCCCAAGAACAACAGAACUCACAUUCACCACAUGAAAAUCGACCACUAUUGCGCAGAGAAUCUAAAGAAAAGCAGUUGGAAAUUUCACGUGUAAACAAAAGGGCACCUCAAUUUCCCGGCUCUAUUAACGCUAACGCUUCUUCACAAACUGUUAAUAGUUCUUCCAAAAGCGAAAAAUUUGAUGAUGAUGGGAUGCUAAUGAAGGCGCUUGAGAUAAGGAGGAAAGUGACUGUGGAGAUUUUCAAAGAUGCUAUGAGAAAGGGCAAGUUUGGGAUUACUUAUGUUAAUAAUUUGGUUUUGGAAUUGUCCGAUUUUAUCGAUUUUGUUAUGAUUCAAGCUGCUUCCAUGAAGCAAUUGCCCGAAUUCUCAAUGUCGUCCUAUAAUGUUCGUGCCGAGGCCUUCAUUGAUGACUCUAAUGUUGUGCCUCUUAUAAGAUGGUUGAAACACAAUUCACUUUCGUAUCCCCAAAUUGGGAGGCUUAUAUGCACUUCAAGAGGAAAUCUUAAUUCCAUAAGAAGGCUGGCUGAAUGGUUGAAGUUGAUCCAUGUGAAUGGGCGAUUUAUAGGUGUGGCAUUGACACGAGCUGGUGAAAAUAUAUUGGAACGCAGCUUAGAGGACUUGGAUGAGAUUGUUGAGUAUUUAGAGGACAAUGGCCUGAGGAGGGAUUGGAUGGGCUAUGUCAUUAGUCGAUGUCCCGAGAUUUUGUCCUUUAACAUGGAAGAAGUGAAGUUUCGAACGGAAUUUUAUUUGAACAUGGGUAUGGAUAGAAAUGACUUUGGAACUAUGCUUUUUGACUGUCCCAAGGUGUUUGGUUACCUCUCUGUGGAAGAGAUGAACCAAAAGGUAGCUUAUCUAAAGGAGUUUGGCCUCAAUAAUGAAGAUGUAGGGAGACUUUUAGCAUUUAAACCACAACUGAUGAUUUGCAGCAUUGAAGAUAGAUGGAAGCCUCUUGUUAAGUAUUUCUAUUACCUAGGGAUUUCUAAAGAUGGUAUGAGAAGAAUCCUCACUAUGAAGCCAAUGAUUUUUUGUGUCGAUCUUGAGAAUACCAUUGUGCCAAAGGUUCAAUUUUUACGAGAUAUAGGCGUUCAAGAAGAUGCCAUUGGCAGUGUUCUUGCCAGAUUUCCCUCAUUAUUAACAUACAGCCUCUACAAAAAGAUACGCCCAGUGGUCAUUUUCUUGUUGACAAAAGCUGGGGUUUCCCAACAGAACAUAGGGAAGGUGAUUGCUUUAGGGCCAGAGCUUUUAGGAUGCAGCAUUGUGAAUAAACUGGAUCACAAUGUGAAAUACUUUUUAUCACUUGGUAUACCACUUCCAGUAUUGGGUGGAAUGGUAGCUAAUUUUCCGAUGCUACUUCGCUAUAACAUAGAUGUCCUUCGUCCCAAGUACCGUUACUUAAGGAGAGUGAUGAUUCGUCCUUUGCAGGAUCUCAUUGAAUUUCCAAGGUUCUUCAGUUAUUCUCUUGAUGAGCGAAUAAUUCCUAGGCACAAGAUCAUGGUGGAAAAUCGGGUUAAUUUUAAGCUGCGGUACAUGUUGGCAAGCACGGACGAAGAAUUCACUAAAAGAGUCGACGCUGCAGUGGGGAGACGCAGAAGUUUUGAAGCUGGUAUCAUGUAUGAUCAGCCAUUAGACAGUCCAGAUGACGCGGUCAUAGAAAACAAUGCUGUGUGA